CCAGGCGCGGUGCGCGGGGUGGCCGCGCUGCCGUUGGCGCAAACGCUGCACGCGAUGGGAGCCGGACGGACGCGAGCCGGGGAAAAAAUCGACCCGAGUGUUGGAGCCGAGCUGCUGGUGGAGGCGGGGCAGCGGCUGCGGGAAGGUGAGGGGGGGGGGGGGGGCACAAAGCGGUGCCGGUCCCGCUGUCGGUCCCGGUGCCGCAUCCUGGUGCCGGUCCCGGUGCCGUUUCCCGGUGCCGUAUCAAGGUGUCAGUCCCGGUGCCGCAUCCCAGUGCCAUAUCCUGUCCUGGUUCCACAUCCCAGUGCCGGUCCCGGUGCCGCAUCGCAGUGCUGGUCCCGGUGCCGCAUUCCGGUGCCGUUUCCCGGUGCUGUAUCAAGGUGUCAGUCCCGGUUCCACAUCCCGGUGCCAUAUCCUGGUGCCGGUCCCGGUGCCACAAACCAGUUCCGCAUCCCAGUGCCAGUCCCGGUGCUGCAUCCCGGUGCCGCAUCCCAGUGCCGCAUCCCAGUGCCGGUUCCGGUACCAUAUCCCAGUGCUGCACCCUGUACCAAGGUGCCAGUCCUGGUGCCGUAUCGCAGUGCCGUUUCCCGGUUCCUCAUCCCGGUUCCACAUCCCGGUUCCACAUCCCGGUGCCGCAUCCCGGUGCCGUAG
Molecule: messenger RNA, 651 nt
Organism: Lagopus leucura (white-tailed ptarmigan)
Lineage: Eukaryota; Metazoa; Chordata; Aves; Galliformes; Phasianidae
Gene: TYMP
Product: thymidine phosphorylase
Biological process (GO): pyrimidine nucleoside metabolic process
Molecular function (GO): pentosyltransferase activity
Source: RefSeq, a predicted model, not a curated record